AUGGCGCCCAACAAAGCCUGGGCGGUGGUGGCCAAGGUACUUGGUAUUGACCUUGAAGCCAGCACUCGGCAUCAAACAAAGGAACUUCAUGAACACGUUGCGAAGAAUAUCUCGCCAUACGAACCGUACUACGAAGAAGACCCAACCGUAAAAGAAUGGCUGCUCGAACACGUACCGACAAAAGACGGGUCGAUCCGUUAUGCCAAGAGCCUAUUUCCCUUCACCAAAUGGAUUCUGAGGUACAACACUCGCUGGCUUAUGUCUGAUGCCAUUGCAGGUGUAACUCUCGGGCUUGUGGUCAUUCCCCAAGCCAUGGCAUAUGCUCUGCUUGCACGCCUGAAUCCCGAAUAUGGACUAUAUACCUCGUUUACCGGUGCUGCUCUCUACUGGCUAUUUGGAACAUCCAAAGACAUUGCAAUAGGCGCAACAGCAGUAGUCUCUCUCCUCGUCGGCAAGGUCAGUGCGAAAGUCCUCGAAGAACACCCCGGCGAAUUCGCACCUGAAGAAAUCUCCAAAACACUCGCUUUCCUUGCCGGUGCAGUCCUACUCGUCUUCGGCCUUCUCCGAUUAGACUGGAUUAUCGAGUUUAUUCCUCACGUUGCCAUAUCUGCUUUCGUCACUGGUGCCGCCAUCACAAUCACCCUCAGCCAAGUUCCUUCACUUCUCGGCAUCGACGGUGUCAACUCCAAGGCUGCGGCAUACCGUGUGUUCAUUGAUACUGCUCAGAGUCUACCUCGGAUCAAACUGGAUGCCGCUAUUGGGCUAACGGCUCUGGUUUUGCUGGCACUCAUCAAGUGGUACUGCGAGCGCAUGGCCAGAACACAACCAAAGCGACGACGUAUGUGGGAAACGCUCUGCUCUCUGCGCAUGACGUUUACGAUUCUGCUAUAUACGCUCGUCAGCUUCUUGGUGAACAGAGGACUGGGUGCCGGGGAGCACAAAUUUCGCAUCACGGGAACAUUGCCAAAGGGUUUCACCCACGCUGGCCCACCGACGCUGAGCCCAAAGUUAAUCUCGGCGCUUCUCCCAGACCUCCCUGCCACGGUGAUCAUUCUUGUGAUUGAACACAUUGCUAUCGGUAAAUCAUUCGGCCGCAUCAACAACUACACCGUCCAGCCUUCUCAAGAGCUCAUCUCUAUCGGCUGCACAAAUCUCUUUGGUCCUUUCCUCGGUGCCUACUCCUCGACAGGAUCCUUCGGCGGCACCGCCAUUCUUUCCAAGGCCGGGGUAAAGACACCUCUUGCGGGCAUCUUUAACGGAAUGAUUCUUGUCCUUGCCCUUUAUGCUCUCACUUCUGUGCUCUACUACAUACCCAUGGCAAGUCUAGCGGCGCUCAUCAUUCACGCCGUGAUCAAUCUGAUUACCUCCCCAGACCACAUCUUCAAAUCAUGGCUCAUGUCACCGCCUGACGUAUUCAUCUACUUCGUCGGCGUUUUCGUUUCAAUCUUCACCAGUCUAGAAAAUGGCAUUUACGUCACCGUCGCCAUGUCAGCAGCCCUGCUUCUCCUCCGUCUUGCUCGGGCGAGGGGCCGCUUUCUAGGUCGCGUGCGUACUCACCGCCAUCCCGAUCGAGGCUCUCCUGAGCAGAUCGAAUCGGAUCGCCACUCCGUCAGCAGCUCUGAGACCCUUCCUCACACUCAACCCCUUGCCUCUCACCACUCUGCCGGACGAGACGUCUUCUUGCCUCUCGAUCGUAAGGACGGCACCAAUCCCGCCGUCCAAGUAGGAGAACUUUAUCCCGGCGUGUUUAUCUAUCGCUUCACCGAGGGCUUCAACUACCUCAAUCAAGCACAAUACGUCGACUCCCUCAUUCAGCACGUCACCCAUUCGACACGUCGGACUACGACCCCUCACUAUGAUCACCCAGGCGACAGACCUUGGAACGAGAUUGUGCCUCUGCCAUCCUCCGGAACCGACUCAGAAUCACAAGCCUUACCCAAGCCACUCCUCCGAGCCAUUAUUCUUGACUGUUCUGCAGUCAAUAAUAUGGAUUCUGGUGCUGUCGAAGGGCUCAUUGAUCUCCGCAACCAGCUCGAUCGCUGGGCGGAACCCGAGCCAGUUGAAUGGCACUUUGUCGGCCUUCAAAACAGAUGGACUCGAAGGGCCCUGUCUGCCUCUGGCUUUGGGUGUCCUACUACAGGGAGGCUGGACACUUGGGAGCCUGUAUUUACUCUUGCCGAGCUGGCGGGUCGACCUCACUUACUCGAUGAAGGGGCUUCGACCGCCAAGGGGUUGCACACCAAACAUGAUGCAAAGAAGUCCUUGUCUUCUGCUCUGGAAGAUGGUGUCUUGACUUCCGCAGAAGCUGGUGCGCGCAAUCUUGGCGCCGUGCUUGGAAUAAACCGCCCGUUUUUCCAUCUCGACUUGACUUCUGCCGUUGAGAAUGCGGUGAAGAAUGCGGCAAGCAAAGAACAUUGUCUUGAGGGAUUACCUCAUUAG
Messenger RNA from Colletotrichum truncatum, 2439 nucleotides. The record is from RefSeq and is a predicted model, not a curated record. Lineage: Eukaryota; Fungi; Ascomycota; Sordariomycetes; Glomerellales; Glomerellaceae.